This is a messenger RNA of Alosa sapidissima (American shad), 3579 nucleotides long. RefSeq names its product transmembrane protein 168a (gene tmem168a). Bases 222 to 2390 code for a protein of 722 amino acids. The transcript has 5 exons. Lineage: Eukaryota; Metazoa; Chordata; Actinopteri; Clupeiformes; Clupeidae. The record is from RefSeq and is a predicted model, not a curated record.
AACUGUAAUGCGUUUAGUCCUGUAUGUCCGAAUCAGCUGCAAAGAAUGCUCUUCUCGAGACACCGUAGUUUGAAGUGCGGAAAUAUGACAUUCUCUGGGCGAACUGAGGAAAAGUUGACAAACAAGUUCGCUGUCAUGUGAGCAAGAAGAGGCACCACCAUAGUUGGACGACAAAUUCGACUCCGUGUCGCCUUGUCUCAAACUCCACCUCGCUCUAAACCAUGAGCAGCAUGGAGGAAGUGGCCGAAGAGGAUGCACCCGAGGAUGCGCCGGAGGAUGCGCCCAAGGAAGGGGACGUGUGGGGAUCGUCGGUGCGCUGCCUGGGAUACCUGUCUAGUCUGAACCUAAUGGUGGCUGUCUGCUUGGGCAUGUACGUGCGCUGGGAGCUCUCCUCUGAGCCCAUGAUCCUGGUCAUCUUCAUCCUGGGCCUAUUCGUCCUAGGUAUCGCCAGCAUCCUCUACUACUACUUCUCCAUGGAGUCGGCCAGCAUCAGUCUCUUCUACCUGUGGUUCGGCUUCCUCCAGGGCCUCCUCUGCUUCCUCAACAGCCCUGCGCUGGACGCCGAGGUCAAGGAGCAGGUAACCAAUUACCUCCUCCUGGCCAGCGUGUCUGCCCGCGCCCUCUGGGCGGUGACGGAGCGCAUCGGGGGCAGCGUCCGCUACCGGCCGACGCUCCUCACCUCCGAGGAGAUGCUGGAGCUGCUAGGCUUCGCCAUCGCCAGCACCACCUUGCCGCUGGAGAAGUCGGCCGCGCUCCUGGCACUGGUGCUGGCCCUGGCUGCCACAGUGGUGGACUUGCGCAUGAAGUCCCUUCUGGCCCUGCCCAAUCUGGUUUGCUUCGCCGUGGUCACCUCGGCCUUCUUCUUCAAGGCCAUGAGCGUCCGCACCAAUCCGUUCGCGCUCGGCUGCUACCUGGGCCGACUGCUGUGCGACCCCCUGCUGGAUGUCUACUUCAGUGGCCUGCCGCCGACCGACCGCUGGCGCCCGUUUCUCUCGCUGGGCCGCCUCUGGAGGAAGCUGUCCCUGCUGCCGCUGGCCCUGCUCGAGGGGGCCUUCUUCGGGCUGUGCGCCAUCAAGCUGGGCCACCUGGAGCUGUGGUACCUGGUCAUCCCGGGCUUCUGCGUGUUCGGGCUCUUCUGGGUGCUGUGCCACGCCGUGUUCCUGGCCUCCCUCUGGGGCUUCCACUCCAAGCUGGACGAGUGCCAGAAGGCCCACCGCGCCCAGGCGUCCGAGCUGCGGCCGCUCGACCGCGUCAUGGGCGCUCGGGGCAUGCGCCACUUCUGCCUGGUGUCCGAGAGACUGGUGUUCUUCAGCCUGCUGUCCACAGCCAUUCUGGGUGCCGUGUCCUGGCAGCUCUCUAACGGGCUGUUCAUGGGCGUGUUGCUGGUGGUGCUGCCGUUAGAAUCCCUGGCCCACGGCCUCUUCCAUGAGCUGGGCGGCUGCCUGGGAGGCACCUGUGCUGGAUACGCCAUAGUCAUACCCACCAGCUACUACAGUGCUGAUGGCCAGCUGGUCCUCCUCCCCCCGGAGCAGGUACAGGAGCUGAACGCGCGCUCUACCGCCGCCCUGUCGGCCUUGCAGCGCCUCUUCUCGCACCACCUCAUCCACACGUUCGGCUGCGACUACUCCACCAGCGGCCUGAGCCUGGAGGCCCUGCUGGUCAAGCUCAGGACUUUCCUGGAGCUGCGCACCCCCGAGGGGCCGCGCCACGACACCUACCUGCUCUACUACAGCGGGCACACGCUGCGCACUGGAGACUGGGCACUGGCAGGUGGGGACACGUUGCGGAUGGACCAGCUGCUGGAGCUGUGGCGGGAGCGCAACGCUGGCCACUGCUCACGCCUCAUCCUGGUCCUGGACACGGACCACUCCCAGCCCUGGGUCCGUGCCGUGCGGCGCGUCGAGGGCCUCUACAUCGCCGUGCAGGGAGCCCAGCUCCAUCCGACCGCCGCCUCCGCCAGUAACCGCUCCGGCGACCUGGAGGCCGGCGAUCCUCUCCUCAACAACGACGUCUCGGCGUCGCCACCAUGCCUGGGUGACUUCACGAAAGCCUGGGUCGACUACAACUGCAGCGCCACCGUCGCGGAGGGCAACGGCCGGCCCUGGGCGGAGCAGGCGGGCGCCCGCGGCAUCGAGGCGGACUACGGCGUGUCUAAGCCCUGGGCCGACUUCUCGCUGCACCUGCCCACGGGCAGCGACAUGAGCCGCCACUGGGAGGCGCACUUCCCGCGGGCCACCUACCCGGCGCUGGCCGUGGCUAACUGGUGCUGCGCGCUGCAGCCGUUCUGGGCGUGUGGCGCCUGCCUCCGCUGCUUCCGCCGCUUCAAGCUGGCCUGGUGUCCACCCAGUGUGCUGGACACGGGACAGGGCAUACGCCUGGUGCGCUCCUGAGGACUGUUUCUCACACACACACACACACACACACAGACAUAGAACAGGGCAUCUCACUAGUGUGCUCAAGGAAAGAAACAUCCAACUAGUCUGCUUCUGAAUGCAGGUGCUGUUAUAUGUGUGCCAACUCUGAUUGACUGCACCUUAAUGUUAGGCCAAACACCUAAGGACCCCCCCCCCCACCACCACCACCACCACCACAUACACAGACACACACAUACACGCAUUCACACACACACCAAACACACACACACCAGGCUGUCAGCUACUGUGACAUUGACACGCUGUGACCUUUGCCAGAGCCAUCUUGCCAUAUUUUUAUCGCCAGACUUUAAUUGUUGUUACAGAUGGCCAACACACCCUCUCAUAAACACACACACACACACACACCGACAUGAAGCACAUACACACACAAACAGACAAACCACAGUUUUGUACUCAAGCAUACAUGUAAAUCCAUGCACACAGAACCACAUGCCUUCAACACGUCACUCUUUCAACUUGACACACACACACACAUACACACGCGCGUGCUCACACAUACAGAGACUCAGAGACACACUGGUUCCCCAGUGGUAAGCUCUUGUUUACGGUCUAUCGCUCCUAUUGGUCUUCUCUCUCUCCGUGUAAUGUUAGAUUCUCCUCUGUGCCUUCUGCUUCUGCUCUGUCUGAACAAUCAGAAAAGGGUGUCUAUACUGCCUUACACACACACACACACACACACACACACACACACACACACACACACACACACACACACACACGAAAACAUUAUCCUGGAUGUACAUUCCCAUUCUUUUCUCCAAGGCCAGAUCUACAGCCUUUCUUUAUUUCUCUUUAAUGUUGGAGCCAUUCCCAUGAGCCAAGCCUUUUAUUGUAUGCCUUUAUGUGUUAAAGGUUGUGUUGUUUAAAAACCUUCUAAGGGAAGCCAAAUGUUUGAUGAUGCCUUUGUUUUUUUCCCCCAUGAAAAUAACAGUUUUAUGCUGUUUUUUUCCCCUACCUCCUGGGUCACUUGAGGUAGCAUAUAAACCAGUAUUUGCUCAAGGAGAUGUCCUGACACAAAGGUCAACAUGCAGAGAGAGACAGAGAGAGGCAUGGGUUAUCUCUUUAAUUUGUACGAGCCACUAUGACACUUUCCCUUCUGUCGACUGGAUUCUCCCGGUUCACAAAAAAGAUUAGCGGUUUCCUG